This is a messenger RNA of Colletotrichum scovillei, 1755 nucleotides long. Its product is annotated as choline dehydrogenase. Bases 1 to 1755 code for a protein of 584 amino acids. The record is from RefSeq and is a predicted model, not a curated record. The transcript has 3 exons. Gene Ontology annotation, biological process: secondary metabolite biosynthetic process. Lineage: Eukaryota; Fungi; Ascomycota; Sordariomycetes; Glomerellales; Glomerellaceae. Gene Ontology annotation, molecular function: oxidoreductase activity, acting on CH-OH group of donors; flavin adenine dinucleotide binding.
AUGUUACCUGUCGCCUCGAUCCUGGCCCUGUUCGUGGCAGCGGCGUCAGCAUCUCCUGGUCAGCCGACUGACGAGGCCUUUGACUACAUUAUCGUAGGCGGAGGGACUGCUGGAGUCGCGCUGUCAACCCGUCUGAGCCAGGGGCUGCAGAACGCGACAGUCCUGGUCAUCGAAGCAGGUCCAUCAGGGCUCGGCGAUGAGCGCAUUGAGAUUCCGGGUCGGAGAGGUUCGACGUUUGGGAGCCAGUACGACUGGAAUCUCACUACUGUGCCGCAGGAGGGAUCGAAUGGUCGUGUCUGGGUUCAGACCAGAGGGCACGUUUUGGGUGGGAGCUCCGCGCUCAACCUCUUCUCAUACGAUAGGGCGUCCGCUCACGAGUAUGACGGAUGGGAAGAGCUUGGCAACCCAGGAACCCAGUACUACACGGGGAGCGAGGGCGUUGGCAAUGCCGGACCUAUCAAGGCUCUGAUCAACCGGCUCAUCCCCAGACACCAAGCCCCGCUGUUCCCGGUCAUGAACAGCUUGGGCAUCGAAACGAACCUUGAAUCAUUGAACGGCAACGUUCUGGGUGUCCUGUACUCGCCCAACAGCAUCGAGCCGACACACUAUAAUCGAUCUUACAGCGCAAACUCCUACCUGCCCUUAGCCGGUCCAAACCACUUCGUUUUGACAGAUUCAAAGGUCGCCAAAGUCAAUUUGGAGACUACCUGCCAUGGCAGUCUGCGUGCUACUGGCGUGACUCUUGUCGACGGAACCGCCCUAUCUGCUCGCCGCGAGGUUAUUGUCUCCGGUGGAGGUCUACUGAGCCCUUCUAUUCUCGAGAACUCCGGCAUUGGCAAGGCAGAUGUUCUCUCUGCCGCUGGUAUUGAUCAGAUUAUUGACCUUCCAGGAGUAGGUGAAAACCUUCAGGAUCAUAUCCGCAUUCAGAGCUCGUACGAGCUGAAGAGCAACUACACUGGAUACGACCGUCUCAAGUACGACACAACCUAUGCUGCCGAGCAGCUUCAGCUCUGGCGGGAAGGCAAGACUUCAAUGUACGGAUACUCUGGUAGUGGAUACACGUUCACCAACUGGAAUCAAGCUCUCGGUGACGAUGGAGAAGCAGCGCUUACUGCCCUUGCUCAGACGGCGAUUGGGGAUACUAACAACCCGGUCGAGAAGAGAAAACUUCAAUGGCUCAACGAUACGACGGUACCCCAACUGGAAAUCCUGUUUAGCGACGGAUAUACCGGCGUCAAGGGGUAUCCUGCUUCAGGAAGUCUAGGUUACGGCAAAGACUACUUCACGCUCAUCGCGGCCGUUAUGCACCCACUGAGCCGAGGGCAUGUCCACGUCAACCCUGCCGACCCCUUGGCACCACCUCUCAUCGACCCGAAGUAUCUUUCAAACGAGUACGACUUGCAAGCAGCCAUCCAAGCCAUCAAAAAGUGUCGUCAGGUUGCUCUCACCGAACCUCUCAGAUCCACAUGGGUUUCGGAGUACGAGCCAGGCUUGAACACCACGACUGACGCGCAGUGGCGGGACUUUGCUCUCAAGACCACCUUGUCCAUCUAUCACCCAGUUGGUACUUGCGCAAUGCUCCCGAAAGAAGACGGCGGCGUCGUUGAUCCGUCACUCAAGGUCUACGGGACGGAAAAUCUCAGAGUCGUAGACGCGAGUAUCAUACCUGUCCUGAUCUCAGCGCAUAUUCAGACUGCGGUAUAUGGAAUUGCGGAGAGAGCUGCUGAUAUCAUUAUUGAGGCUGCGAAAAAGUGA